Ilex paraguariensis (yerba mate) is the source of this 456-nucleotide messenger RNA. NCBI's taxonomy places the organism in Eukaryota, Viridiplantae, Streptophyta, Magnoliopsida, Aquifoliales, Aquifoliaceae. The record is from the annotation of a GenBank genome assembly.
AUGGCCCAUUUGUCAGUUGGGCGGCCCAUCACACCGUGGGCUACUCGCCGACCCUUACAUUUGACAUGCAUAACAAGUUUACAUGUCACGCAAACUCCAUUGACGAAGACGACGCACAGAGACAGUGAGUUUCUGAGCGUGGAAAUCACAGACGGUUGGUCAUCUACGACACAUUCAAAUCUAUCAGGAACCUCCGUUUCUGCUCAUAGCGGUGAGGAUGUUGACUCUGGCGUGGAAGAGAUUGAUGACGGAUUUCAAGAGGUUACAGCCAGAUCCUCCCGCUGGCACUAGUGGCCGCGCCCUAUAACUAUGACAAUAAUAUAAUGCUUUGAAACGUAGUUAUUUUCGGAUAUGUCACAGAAUUUCGUAUGUGUGUUACUGUUUGCUAUGUGAGCCAUUGAGGUUUCUCGAGUUCCACUGACUUUGAUACUGGUUUCUUUUGCUGUCCGGAUGACA